Rangifer tarandus platyrhynchus (Svalbard reindeer) is the source of this 369-nucleotide messenger RNA. Lineage: Eukaryota; Metazoa; Chordata; Mammalia; Artiodactyla; Cervidae. The record is from the annotation of a GenBank genome assembly.
AUGAAAAUUCGAAUUUUAAAACCAUCCUUUUUUAAAAAAACAAAAACUAAUUCCAGGCAACAAGCAUUUUGCUGGGUGUUCUUUAUCAACAUCUGGGAUUUAUUUACAAUACUGGAGUCAGAAAGAAUUGUUUCCUUACCAAAUGCCAACCUUACAAUGGAUAUGAAAACCUAUGGCCAAAUACUUGAAAACACUCAUAAUUGCACAGUCAGUAGUGGGCCAGUGCCUUAUGAGGUAAAUCAUUAUCGAGAUGAAUUUCCAGUCCAUCAUGGCUUAUGCUUACAGACUUCAGCCAUCCCGUCACAUCACUUAUUAGACAAGUCACCACUGAUCUCGCCUGUAAAUGAAACCUCUAAAGGGCAAUGGUGA